CUGGUUCCCGGGGCCUCGAAAUAAAGCACCACAUAUAACCUCCUUAGAGUGGUUAUGUGUUCUUCUCUCGGCUAACAGUUUUGGCGAUUCUGGUGGGACCUCGCGGGCAUUGCUGAGGCGGCUCGCGCAUCGAUCCAGCUCCAGCCGGCACCGAGUGAUUCUCGGGGAGCCAUCGACCGCGACCGACCUCCGGUGCUCUCGACGGACCAACGGCAUUGAGCCUCGGAAUUUACAUGAACUGAGAACAUUCCUUGGAAUGGCGGGUUGGUGCAGGUUAUGGAUAUCGGACUAUGCACUGAUAGCUAAACCUUUAUAUGAGGCACAGAAAUCUCAGACCUUCGUUUGGGAAGGGUCCCAAAAGGAAGCUUUUAAAAAGCUAAAAGAAGCGUUAAUAAAAGCACCCGCCCUGGGAUUACCGGAUUUAACCAAGGACUUCCAGCUGUUUGUGCACGAGAGACAGAGAUUGGCAUUGGGAGUCCUGACGCAGAGACUGGGAAGCUGGAAGCGACCAGUGGGAUACUUCUCCAAACAGCUGGAUCUGGUAAGUGCUGGAUGGCCAUCGUGCCUACGAGCAGUAGCAGCAACAGUGACAUUAAUACAAGAAGCAAGAAAAUUGACCUUAGGAAAACAUAUUGAUGUAUAUGUGCCACACAUGGUAAUGACUGUUUUAGAACAAAAAGGGGGGUACUGGCUAUCCCCAAGUCGGAUGAUGAAAUACCAGGCGGUAUUAACUGAACAAGAUGAUGUGACUCUAAAGACAACUAACCUGUUGAACCCAGCAGCUUUUCUAGGUACAAAUACAGAGGACGGCAUAUUAGAACACGAUUGUGGGGAGACGAUUGAAUAUACAUAUGCGACGAGGGCUGAUUUGAAGGAUGCCUCACUUGAGCAACCUGAUGAGGAACUUUUUACUGAUGGAAGCAGUUUUGUGGAAGGUGGGGUCCGUUAUGCUGGAUAUGCAGUAACCACACAAAACGCCCUAAUAGAAGCAAAAGCUCUGCCCCCAGGGACUUCAGCACAACGGGCAGAGAUAAUAGCUCUCACCAGAGCUUUAGAACUGAGCAAAGGGAAGCGGGUAAAUAUAUGGACAGAUUUGAAAUAUGCAUUCGGUGUGGUCCAUAUACACGGAGCUCUAUGGAAGGAACGAGGGCUCCUGUCCUCACAAGGGACAAACAUAAAAUACCAAGAGGAAAUUCUGAAUUUAAUAACUGCUGUGCAAUUACCAGAACAGGUGGCUAUCAUGCACUGUAAAGCGCAUCAAGGAGGAAAUUCUAAGAUAGCCGAAGGAAAUACAUUUGCGGAUCGGAUGGCUAGACGAAUUGCACGACAGGUACAGACUGUUAUGGCCCUGGUACCAACAAAGGUGAGCCCAUUACAGAAUUAUAUGAACAAAAAACCAGGAUAUUCAGAAGAAGAUGUUAAAUUGGCUGAAUUAGUAAAGGCUCGAUUGAACUCGGAAGGAUGGUACGUAACCACUACUGGACAAGUGGUGGUACCACCUGCCAUCAUGCGGACAAUUUUACAAACCGAACAUCAAAAAUGUCAUUGGGGGGGCAGAGGCAUUGGUAACAUAUUUAAAACGAGGAAUGAUCUCUACACGGAUGUUAACAAUGGCAAAAUCCAUAGGAUCUAAAUGUGAAAUUUGUUUAAAAAAACAAUCCAGUAGUCAAGAGGAAAGUAGAAAUGGGACAUAUCAGAGUAGGUAUGGAGCCGGGUGACUAUUGGCAAAUUGAUUUUGUGGAAUUACCCAAGACACAGGGAUACCGAUACUUGUUAGUAGGGGUUGACACUUUUUCUGGAUGGCCAGAAGCCUCUCCCUGUCGCACCAAUCACGCUAAGGAAACAGUGAAAUGGUUGUUGAAAGAGAUCAUCCCUAGAUUCGGAGUCCCGUUGGGUAUAUCAUCAGAUAGAGGACCGCAUUUUACAGCAACUAUAGUUCAGGAAGUCAGUGAACUGUUAGGAAUAUCCUGGAAUCUUCAUACCCCAUGGAGGCCACAGUCCAGUGGACAGGUGGAAAAGAUGAAUCAAACAAUUAAACACAUCUUGGUGUCUCAGGUGGACAGGGAAAUAUAAUAUAGCAGGAAAUAUGAACCUGUUGUCAUUAAACAGAGUCAGUCUAGAUACUGUUAAAAAUGUUCCUUGGUGGAAUUGCACCAGGAUAAUAGAUUGCGAUACUGAUCCAGAAAACAUUGCAAUGCCCCCAAUUAGAAUUGCUUUAAAAGCAGGAUGUGCAUGCCGAGGAUUUAAAGUUGGAGGAAAAACGAUACAAGCCCCGGCUGAUGGAAUAAACUGCAGAUAUUUGAUGAUACAUAGCAUGGGACAUCUUGUUUGGGCACUCAGUGAUGGUACCUGGACCACCCACCUUCCAAUAACAGGGCCAGUGCGGGAAAUUACCUUGGGACUCCCCACUUUGUGUCCAAUUUGGAAGCGUUCCCCAUUCAGGGGCAAACUAGAAACUUUGCAGAUUUGAACCAAAAGAAGUGUUGAUGAUGACAUUGACAAUAUAGAUGACACUUGGCAAGAGCCUGAGACAGGAGUGAAAGCAGGAUGGGCACUCAAAUCCCUUUUUGCUCAAAUAGCUGCAUAUCGCAAUAGGGAAGUGAUUUAUAAUUUAAUUGGACAAACUGAGAGAUUGGCCAAGGUGACUAAAAAAGGCUUUAUGGAUCUAAAUUUGCAAUUACAGGCGACAACCAAAAUGACUCUGCAGAACAGAAUGGCAUUAGACACAUUGCUGUUAAAGGAACAUGGUGUUUGUGGAUAUCUCAAAGAUAGAAUCGAUCACUGCUGUGUACAUAUACCAAACGUAACUGCAGAUAUAGAAUAUGACAUUGCUCAAUUAGGGAAAAUUGAAAAGGAAGCUGAAAAGGAAAAAGAAGAAAUAAGUCAAAAUUGGGUAGGAGCAUUAUUUGAUGGAUUGGGAAUCCACCUUACUGGAUGGAUUCAUUCCCUCAUAGAGACAGUGUUUACUCUAUUACUUGUGUUCCUCGCAAUCUAUGUGGUAUAUUUUUGUAUUCGAAGAGAAAUAACCCGGAAUACCAGUUGGACACAUAAAAUCAUUGGAGCAGUGACUCGAGAAUAUCCACGACACCCAAUAACUCCUCCUCUUACCUAUCAGGAAACUACUACAUGAGUGAAAACACUUGCAAAAGAUGAAGUAUUUUCAAAGGGGGGAAAUGUUAGAUAUAUAGAAUAAUUAGACUUGUGAUUUGCUUGAUUUAUGUUCCGUUAAGCCUGUUGCUAAGCCAGAGAAGUUUGGUAACUAGGAUGUGGACAUAGAUAUAUGAGACUAUCCAAGCGAAACAGUACUCCCCAGAUUACUUCAAAGCAGAACCUUUAAGAUAAGAAAUGAAGAUGCAUACCAGUACCAGUCAGAGAGAGAUAAGGAGAAUGCUGGUGCAAGCACCAUCGUUGGAACCUAUCCAGGACUCGAAAGGUGAAAAGUACACAGCGAGGAAGACGUCUUACUUCAUCUGAGGAAGACUGCUUACUUCAUCUUGAGACCCCUGCCCACGACCACCAGGAGGCACUGCGCAAGCGCAGAACAUAUGGAAAUGACUUUUGUACUCAUUAUAAUACGAAGCGGGGAUAGGUCAUGAAUAUGUAUCAGCAUAGUGGGAAAGGUGAUGCAUAUGUAAUACUUUACAGGAUAAAUUGUGAGCACGUUGUAACGGUCUUCGGAACCAGAUUUGGGUGCGUACCCCUGGUUCCCGGGGCCUCGAAA
Messenger RNA from Strigops habroptila (Kakapo), 3721 nucleotides. RefSeq lists its product as uncharacterized. The record is from RefSeq and is a predicted model, not a curated record. Bases 257 to 1633 code for a protein of 458 amino acids. Lineage: Eukaryota; Metazoa; Chordata; Aves; Psittaciformes; Psittacidae. Gene Ontology annotation, molecular function: nucleic acid binding; RNA-DNA hybrid ribonuclease activity. The transcript has 2 exons.